AAGCUUUCAAGAUGGCUGUGAGUAACCAACAAAGUAUGGAUACGGGCUCAAUUUCUAGCCGUGUAGACGUGGACAGCCCGCCUUUUUCGCGUAUUUUCAUAGUCUGCAGUAAGAAGCACUCGUCGGAAGACAUGAGAGCCGCAUUCGAACAAUUUGGCACCAUUGAAGAUAUCUGGGUUGUGAAGGACAAACAGACGAAAGAAAAUCGUGGCGUGUGUUACAUAAAGUUCGCCAAAGCGUCUUCGGCCGCUCGAGCUUGCGAAGAAAUGGAUGGAAAAAUUAUUGCAGAUGAUCCUAAACCAAUUAAGGUACUUUUUGAUUUUGACAGACUCAGAUUUCAAACAAAUCAUCUCUUGUCCCCUUAUGUUGAAGUUUGUAUUGAAGUUUGUUCUAUCGUAAGCAUCCUAACAUCCCACUACUAAUUACAAAAUGCCAUGUGCUAGAACUUAAACCUGUUCUUUGGGAGCUUUCAAAGCGUUUUUCUCGGUGUUACGGUUGAUAAUAUGCAUUUAUAGCUGAAACUGUUUCUUAUUCGGGUUUUUACAAUAAAGAACUCAGUCUAAUAUUUUCCUUGCUAGAAAUAGUGAUGGAUGGAUCAGAGAAAGGGAAGCAGAGUUAUUGUCUAAAUCGAAUGCUUUCAAAAGCUUUCAAUUAUUUAUAUUACAUGACCACUUUUUUGCCAUAAGCUAGGAAACCGAUCUAUGUAAGAACAUAUCUAUUUGGUCAGAUCUUUAGCGAUUGCUUUGUUUGAUGAGAUUUUCUUCCGUAAAAUUGGUUUUGGCACGUAUUGUUUUUUUUAUGUCACCCUAAACAUCUCUGUAGGGUGUUUCAACGUGGAUAAGUGAAAAACAUGUACCUUUCAAGCAUGAAUAUUUCACGAUCUCCUAUUAACUUCAUAAUUGGCCAAAUAUUAUCAUAUGCUUAUCGCAAACUUCUUUAUCAGGGAUUUCAGCGAGACAGAAACGUCAUCUCUUCUGUAAACUUUAAUUGCGUUUGGACAAUCUUGAGUUAUAUUUUGGAUAAAUUUACAAAAUGCCCCUACAGACUCCAAGAGCUCUUUGUUCAUCUCACCAAGAGAAAGUUGUUAAAAAUUGAUAGGAAAUAGCUUGUUCUUGCUUUAGUGUUUUUGAGUGACGUAAAAUCUUGAUAGGGUGAAGCUUCUAAAACUAAUUUUUCCUUAAUUUUCAAAAUGAAAUUUUGAUGAGUGCAUCAAAAAUGUCUGUAACAUUAAUUAAAAGGUUUACUUUCAAGAUAAUCUUUAUAUUUUCAAUCUUUGAAAAGUUGGGUUUUUUUGUUUGAAAGGUGCUAUAUGGAAAGGUUGGUUGUUAUGUAAACAUAACAGAACAUUUUUUCCCCAUAGUAAGACAACUUUUGAAAGGUUUUCACUUUCUUCUGGGCUUUUAUGAGAGUCAAUUAAGUUCAUAUCACUAAUUGCUUCUUUCAAGUCCAGGUUUUGUUUCUAACAUGGAAAAAAGCAAAAUUGCUUAUUAGGUGUUUGGAAAUUAUAUGAAUGUCACUGAAUUUGCAGAUGGCACCCAACAGUGGUUAUUUAUAUUUCAUGUCCUCGUGAGAAGAGGAAUUUUUAGUAUUAGUUUCCUUCGUGUAUGUUUGAUGGCAAACAAUUAGUUUAUUAUUGAAACCUAUCGGGUAUAUGAAAAUAUUUUAAUGCUAAACUUGUAAACUAAUUUUGUAUUUGUAGUAUUUUGUGUACUUGUACCAAAAUUGUAGGUGCACAGUACAAUAACAAGCCUUUUUUUCUUGUUCAAUCCUAUAUCUUUCUUUCAACACAAGAGGAGAUUGUGUAAAUGCUGUUGAAGAUUUAGGAUUUUAAUAUGUCUUUCACCUUAGGGUCUUACAAUAUCUCUCAUUAGCCAAUAUUUCUUCAUUAAGCAAAUUUACAUGGUUUGCAUCAAGUUUCUUCAAAUGGUAAUUAGUCAGUAUGCCAGUAAGAUUAAAAUUGAUUUUUCUCUUAGUGCCAGUGAUUCUUUUUUUUAAGUACUAUCAACUCUUGGUUUAUUGAAAUAUUAAGUGAACCUCUUUAUGGCAUUGUCCAUUAGCCUCUCAAACAAUGGUUUUUUGCAGGACUUACCAGUGCUAUAUUUUUUUCAAAUGAAUUGAAGAUCAGAAAAAAGAUUUUUUAUUUAUGGAUGUGAUAUAUACCCUGAGUGAAAUAAGAUGUUAUCACAGCUCAUUGCCUAAGGUACUGCCCUAGGAGUGAGAUGAGGGAUCAGGGUUUGUUGCUAAGGGCCAGCUGCCUGCAAAAUUGGCUGGAUGGAAAAAUGGUGAUGGCUGAUUGGACUUUUGGUCAACAAUUCCUCAGUAAAGCACAAAGGGCUUUUCUGAGGUUGGAAAUAAACAAAGUUUAUUGUGAAAAAAAAAUUGUAAUUAUUGGAACCUUUAUAAACAAAUGAAUGUAUCCAAAAUGUUUUACAAUUGUUUUUAAAAAGAUGUAAACUUAAUUAAAAAGGUACACAUUCUUUUGGGAGUGCUUUGCCCAGAUUUUAUCUUAACCCUUUCACUCUCACAAGUGAUCAAGACAGAAUUUCUCUUUACAAUAUCAAUACAAUAUCAAGCAGGCAGGUAAUGAGAAUAGAGAAGAAUAUCAAUCACGGGAUUAUUAGUUGAUCCAAUACCAAAUUCUCUGAACUAGCAUCAUAAGAGUUGUAUGGCAGAUAGUAAGGAGAAUUACUAAUUAGAUCUUGGGAGUGAAAGGGCUAAUCUGUCACUUAUGCAAAGAAGCUGGCACUGUAGAUCUCUAGAAUGCAACCUUUCUUGCUUCUCGCCUAAUAAGAACAUUUUUGAUUAUUUUGUUUUUAGGCGAUGAUUGCCCAGUCUAAAGGUUCAGGCUCUAAAACAGAUUUUCAUGAUGAAACAGCACUGACCCGUUUAUUCAUCAUCUGUCCAAAAGAGUACACAGAGGAUAACUUACGUCAAAAAUUCCAGGACUUUGGGGAGAUAGAGUAUGUCCAAAUUGUACGUGACCAUAAAACUGGUGAAAACAAAGGUUUUGGAUAUGUUAAGUUCAGGAAGUCAUCUGCAGCAGCUGUUGCACUUGAGAACUGUGACAAGACUCUUAAAGCUGUAUGGGCUGAGCCCAAAUCAGCUAAAAUUGCCAGAAAUGCAGCAGCUGCAGCAGCAGCCAUGCAAUCUACAUUAAUUCCACACAAUCCAUUUCUAGAGGUAAAUAAUUACCCUCAGGCUGCGGCAGCACCAGUCAGCAGCCAUACAGUCAGCAUGAAUGUGAAUAAUGCUGCAUCGCUUCAGGGAGUUGCAGAUUACUAUGGAACUCAAAACCCUGUAGCAGCAGUUGCAGAGUCUAUUACAACGUCACAUACCCCCACCAGGCUGUUUGUUAAAGUGUCCCCUAUGAUAGGGGCAGAGCAAUUAUCGCGCUUGUUUGACAUCAUUCCUGGUAUGCAGAUGUGUGAUUUGAAGCGGAAUUAUGGCACUGGAGAAUCCAAGGGCUUUGCUUAUGUCACAUACAACUCUGUAGGAUCUGCAAUCUAUGCUAAGGAAAAACUCAAUGGGUUUGAAUACCCAUUGGGCUCAAAGCUUGUGGUAAAAUAUGCGGAAGAUCCUCCUGGAAUGCGUAGUAAUGGUACAGGGCAGGGUAGUGACACAGCUUUUCAGAUUCAGUCACACGGCUCUAAAUCAUCUCUCACUGGUGGCUCAUAUGCAGUGGACUACUCUACUGCUGUCUACACUUCAGCAGCUCUUCCAGCACCAUCUCCUUUGGCAGAUCCAACCUCUGAGGUUGUUUCAAGACUGUUUAUUGUUUGUCAACCAGCCCCACCACCAGAAAGUGCCCUUAAGGAUGUCUUCAGCAGGUUUGGGAACCUGAUUGAUGUGUGGAUGAUGAAAGAUCGUAACUUUGGUUAUGCCAAGUUUGCAAGCAAGGAGUCUGCAGAUGCAGCCAUUGAAGGAAUGCAUGGCCAUGAAGUUCUUGGUAUGAAGUUGAAGGUGAUGCAUGCUGAUCCACCCAAGUCAGAAGCGUCCAGAAAACGACCUCGCACAUGAUGUUAGAACAGCAGAAUUACACAACUAGCAUUUUCAUCCUCACAGACUAAGGUAUCAAAGGUAAUGUAGAACCUGUUUCUUCAUGUUUAUUUCCUAUGCAAGACACCCCUUUUGGUUUAUGUCAUGUGGCAAUCAACUUGUAGAACUGAGUUAAAACAACAUUGAGCACAGAUAGCAAGCUUUUCCUCAUUUUCAAGCACACAUGCUCCACUGCCACUGGAAUUGCUUUGUUUGACAAUGGGAAAGACACUGGACUUGAUGGACUGGUUUUACAGACAUGAAGAACUGGAUUACAGGGAACUUGACUAUAUAUCACAUGUUAUUUGGAACUUAUGGACUGAACUUCACGGGAGACAUGGGACAUACAGACUGCAUCAAGAAAGAUAUGGUUCUUGGGGACUGUAUUUCACAGAACAAUGACGGCAAGACUCUACAUCAACCAAAGUUGUGGAACUGUUUGUGUAAUGUUAUACUGGUAGGAAGGUAGUUUGGAAUUAAAGUUGCAUAUGAAGUGUAAAGAAAAUCCAAAGACCAGUUAAGGUAGCAUAGUUACAAAUCUAAGAGAACUAAAAAAACUUUGAAGUCUCUGUUUAAGACUUUAACUCUUUACACCUUAACAUCAGUAUGCACAUUCUCCAUACUGUUCUCUUUACAUUUCCUGUGGUACUGAGAAUGAGACUUUGUUUAACGAUCAGUAGAUUCUUUAGUCAGAGAUCAUUCUUAGUUCUUGCGAUCUUAAAGUUUAGAUGUUAGUCACUCUCAGUGGUUAGAGGGUUAAGACAGAUCUGUCUUCAGUCAUAAACUAGGAACUUGGUGGCCUGGUAAUGGUUCAGAUUUGUUCAUGAGCGGUAACAGUUUCCACUGUUUCAGUGGGUUUUGAGUUGCAUUCAUGUGCAUGUGUUGGGUUUUUUCCCUAACUGACCCUACAGAAAGUCUGUCCACAGAAUCUUUUCAGUGAGACUCUUUUCAUUUCUUUUAAGGAAUGUUUUUUAUCAGCAUUUACCUUAUAAGGGUCACUAAUAUGUCCUUGCAAUGAACAUUACUUCUUAAGUUUCUUAAGUUGUAUACCUCUAGGAUGCUUAGUAAGGCAAACGGUCUUGUUAAAGUUACACAAAGAAAAUUUCUUUGCAUUCAAGAUUUGUGUCAUCAAGUACUUAAUUGGUUUUUCCUUAGUCAUUUCAUUUUUUAUGAUUCAUUUUAUCUCGUCUUCAAAAUUAUUAAGAGUUCUGAGAAUAAAUUAACCCUUUAACUCCCAGAUCAAAUUUGUAAUUCUCCUUAUUGUCAACCAUAAAAUUCAUAUAAUGUUAGUUCAGAGAAUUUAAUAUUGGAUCAUUUAAUUAUCCCCAAGUUGAUAUUUUUCUUUAUUCCUCAUCUCUUAUCUGGUUGAUAUUGUAUUGAUAUUGUAAGAAGAAAUUCUGUCUUGGUCACUCAUGGGAGUUAAAGGGUUAACAAAGAUAUUGUGUGUUUUAGGUACUAAUCUAACAAUUUCAAUUUAUCUCAAGUCACAAAACAUACGAGAUAUGGUGUUUCCACUCAUAGGUUUAUACAAGAAUGCUGGAAAUUUUUCAGUGUUUUACUGUUUAAGUUUUUGAUGAAAUUCUUUAGUUGAGUUCCUAAAAGGGAUUUGGUAUCCAAAAUGUAGAUAAAUUAUUUUCACUGUUUUGAAGUUUGUUGAGCAAGAAGAGAGGAAGCAACUUGGUACAUUGGCCUUGUGGGUAU
This is a messenger RNA of Pocillopora meandrina, 5736 nucleotides long. The record is from the annotation of a GenBank genome assembly. Lineage: Eukaryota; Metazoa; Cnidaria; Anthozoa; Scleractinia; Pocilloporidae.